AUGAUGGGAAUAGAUUACAAUGUUGCUAUUAAUUCACCUUGGAUUGAUCAGAUGACUCUUCCCACAAGUAUAAUGGCAGGGUUCCCAGUAUACACAAAUUGCUUUGAGACAAAAUACACAGACAAAUCUUUAUCAUCAUUCAUUUGGAUGAAGUCAAGAAACAAAAGUGUUGAUAAAGUUUCAUCCCCAUCACAGAAAUCCAGUAAUAAGGAAGACUUGAACAACUGGCCAGUUGUUGGAGAAAGUUUUGUUUAUAUUCCUGCUACUGCUGACAUUGGUCAUAAAUUGAGAUUAGAGUGCACUCCUAAGAAUGCUACUGCUAUUGGUCCUCCUGUCUUGUGCGAAACUAACACCGUUGUUGAAGCUGGACCUGGUUAUUGUCCAUUUGAGAAUCGUCAUGCGUACACACGUCAAAGUUCAAGUCAUCAGAGAUUUCGGGUUGUGUCAUAUAAUAUACUCGCAGAUGUUUACUCUUCCACGAGUUUCGCUCAAAGUGAGCUCUUCGGCUACUGUCCCACAUAUGCUCUGAAUAUUGACUACAGAAAGCAGUUGAUCUUGAAAGAGUUACUCGCUGUGGUGUCAUCAGCAUAUAAGACUAAUUUCGUGUCUAUGUCUUGUGGUAGAUCAUUUGUAUACAAUGUAAAUAGUAAUGGUCCUAAGAUCGAUCCUUGCGGAACUCCUGACACUACAUUUUCAUACUCUGAAUGA
Messenger RNA from Homalodisca vitripennis (glassy-winged sharpshooter), 708 nucleotides. Its product is annotated as 2',5'-phosphodiesterase 12-like. Gene Ontology annotation, molecular function: 3'-5'-RNA exonuclease activity. Gene Ontology annotation, cellular component: mitochondrion. The record is from RefSeq and is a predicted model, not a curated record. Gene Ontology annotation, biological process: nuclear-transcribed mRNA catabolic process, deadenylation-dependent decay. Bases 1 to 708 code for a protein of 235 amino acids. The transcript is spliced from 3 exons. NCBI's taxonomy places the organism in Eukaryota, Metazoa, Arthropoda, Insecta, Hemiptera, Cicadellidae.